CCUCACAACCAGAUUGCAGGCUCUUUCUACAAACUUGCUAAUACUGUGUUUCUUUGCAGAGUGGAAAGUGGCUAUUGCUCACAUGUCAAAGGAUGGCACGGUCACGGUCUAGAUCCCCUAGGUGGAAACACAGGUCUAUAUCACCAGUAUCUAGAAGUUCUGAACACUGCAGGCAAAGACAUUCUCAUGGGCAUUAUGACAGUGAAUAUAGGAAGGAUCCAAAGAGACCUGUUGAUUGGAGAAUGGACAGUGAAAAAUAUGAGAAACAUGGACAGAGUAAACCAAGGAUUCCUUCUCGUGGAAAUCUAGAGUACCGAUCUUAUGAACAUAUACCACCUUCACCAAAUAUAAGAAGAAAUUCUUUAGAAAAUUCAUAUACUUAUAAGCCUAACCGAGCAUAUUUAUCAGGAAGAGGGGAGGGUAAUAGAAGAUUUCAGUACAUGCCCAAAUAUUCAGAAGGUGUACCCUACAAAGAACAUGAGAGGGAUUAUUUUCCACAGAAAAUACAAGGAAGAUACAAUCCUGAUGACUACAGAGUUAGAGGAAGUGGAAAAGGAGAGAAACCACCACAGAGGUCAAUAGCAGAUUCUUUUAGAUUUGAAGGAAAGUGGAAUGAAGAUGAGUUGAGGUACCAGAGGAUACAAGAAGAAUAUUCUCAGUCACCUAGAAGAGGCAUUGAAGACUUUGGCACAAGGAGCUCUUUUCAAAAGAGGUAUCCUGAGGAUCGUGAUUUCAGAAAAUAUGAACACCCAUCAAAAAGACCUAAAGAUGUGGAGAGGUAUGAAAUCAGAGAGCCUACCAGGAACCCAGAGUGGAAGCCUGAGCAUUCUCUUCCAUCUUACCAAGAAAAAAAUGAUCAGAGGAACUUUGGACCUGAGUAUUAUCGACAUGCUGAAAGAGAAUACUGCGAGACAAGUUCAGGAACCAAGAUAUCCUUUGACUAUCGCUACAGACAUUGUAAGCCCUCAGACGGGAACCAGAACUUUUCUGAUGAAGGAACUCAAAAGUACUCUAAAGAAGGACAUAGAAAAUGCUGUUCUCAGAAAGGCCCUGUACAUAGAGAAUCGGUUUGUUUUAAUGCUGGAAGAGGGAGACAGACUGAAGAUGGGCUAGUCAAAGACCCUCUUAAGCAAUCUGAAAAAGAUUGCAUUGCCUUUACUCAUUCAAAUAAAAAUGAUGUUGAUUUGACACCUUUUAAUUACAAACAGAAGGGAAAAAUAAGGAAAGAAGAUUUCAGAAAAGAGAGCAAUCUUUCCAGUAACCAAGUUGAUAAAAGUCAAAAACUUUCAGAUGUGAAACCCUCAUCUGUCAGUCAUAGGAAGAAAUCACUUACAAUUAAACUAGAUGUGAAGAAAACAGUAGAUGCAUUCAGGUAUUAUCUUUGUUUUUUCUUUAUGAUAUUUAAUAAAUGUUUCUGUCACCUUUAUUUUCAGCUUUGAAAAUGGAAUUCAUAUUGUUUUUAAAAUCUAUUGAAGUGGAGAAAUUGCCUGGAUUUUUCAA
Molecule: messenger RNA, 1500 nt
Organism: Choloepus didactylus (southern two-toed sloth)
Lineage: Eukaryota; Metazoa; Chordata; Mammalia; Pilosa; Megalonychidae
Product: BCLAF1 and THRAP3 family member 3-like
Biological process (GO): positive regulation of transcription by RNA polymerase II
Cellular component (GO): mediator complex
Molecular function (GO): transcription coregulator activity; DNA binding
Source: RefSeq, a predicted model, not a curated record